Doryrhamphus excisus (bluestripe pipefish) is the source of this 2440-nucleotide messenger RNA. It is a transcript of the gene tbx15, whose product is annotated as T-box transcription factor 15. The record is from RefSeq and is a predicted model, not a curated record. Gene Ontology annotation, molecular function: DNA-binding transcription factor activity, RNA polymerase II-specific; RNA polymerase II cis-regulatory region sequence-specific DNA binding. Lineage: Eukaryota; Metazoa; Chordata; Actinopteri; Syngnathiformes; Syngnathidae. Gene Ontology annotation, cellular component: chromatin; nucleus. Gene Ontology annotation, biological process: positive regulation of DNA-templated transcription; cell fate specification; regulation of transcription by RNA polymerase II.
ACCCCCACGUGUCCUGCUCUCGUGUCCAGGAAGAAGCUGACGAGAGCAGGCCGGAAGUCAGGACGAGCAGGUAUGAUUUUGUGAUUAUGAAUACGAUGAUGAUGAUGAUGAUGAUGAUUAUGAUGAUGAUGAUGAUGAUGAUGAUGAUGAUGACAUGAUUCAUACUCGGCUCUUGGCAUCUCGGCCUGCCCGAGGCGAUGAUCUCAUUGGUCGGCAGACUUUUGGCUCUCCGUCUCCUCGCUCUCCCAUUGGUCCAAACAGCGAGCCUCGCUUCCGGUCCUCGCUCCCGAUUGGUGGAAAGCUGCGGCCUCGCCCCCUCCCGUAAAAACGAAAAAAAGAAGUAGUCCAGGUCCAGAAGCGAGUAUCAAUCAGAGGAGUCACAGUCGAGGACGAUGGCCGCCCGUGGAAGUCCCACGCAGCGCUUCUAGCGGGAUUACUUCUCUCCCCCCCCCCCCAACUCCCUCCCCACGACUUUUUAUCCAGCUUUGAACAACUUCCCACUCGACCUCUCGCCCCCCCCCCGAUCCCUGGCGCGGACGGACCGAGUGGGUUUCCCUGCUCAGAACCGCUCGGGGUGGAUCGGGAGACAUGAGUGAGAGGAGGCGAUCUGCCGCCGCGCUGAGCUCCAGAGCCCACGCCUUCUCCGUGGAAGCCCUCAUCGGCUCCGGCAAGAAGAGGAAGCUGCGCGCCUGGGACGACAAGGACAUCCGCUUGGCCAUGGACGGACUGGCGGGGGACGCCGAGGACCCGGCCCGCUGCCUGGACAUGGACCCGGACUCGGAGGCGAGUCCCGGCUCGGACGGAGAGGAUCUGGCGGAGAGGACGUCGUGUUCCUUCGGCUCCCCCGCUGAGCUUCCGGCGGGGCCGUGCGAGCCUCCGGCGGCCUCGUCCAUGGAGGAGAUCCACGUGGAGCUGCAGUGUGCCGACCUGUGGAAACGCUUCCAUGACAUCGGAACCGAGAUGAUCAUCACCAAGGCUGGAAGGAGGAUGUUCCCCGCCAUGCGUGUCAAGAUCGCCGGCCUGGACCCCCACCAGCAGUACUACAUCGCCAUGGACAUCGUCCCCGUGGACAACAAGCGAUACAGGUACGUGUACCACAGCUCCAAGUGGAUGGUGGCGGGGAACGCCGACUCGCCCGUGCCGCCUCGCGUCUACAUCCACCCGGACUCUCUGGCGUCGGGGGACACGUGGAUGAGGCAGGUGGUCAGCUUCGACAAGCUCAAGCUCACCAACAACGAGCUGGACGACCAAGGACACAUCAUCCUCCACUCCAUGCACAAGUACCAGCCCCGAGUCCACGUCAUCAGGAAGGACUUCAGCAGCGAGCUGUCGCCCAACAAGCCGGUGCCCAGCGGCGAGGGGGUCAAGACCUUCAGUUUCCCCGAGACCGUCUUCACCACCGUCACCGCCUACCAGAACCAGCAGAUCACCAGACUAAAGAUCGACCGGAACCCCUUUGCCAAAGGUUUUCGGGACUCUGGCAGAAACAGGACGGGUCUGGAGGCCAUCAUGGAGACCUACGCCUUCUGGAGACCGCCCGUCAGGACGCUCACCUUUGAAGACUUCACCAACAUGCAGAAGCAGCAGGGUGGAAGCACGGGGACGUCCCCAACCACCUCCAGCACGGGGACGCCCUCCCCCUCCGGAGCGGCCCACCUGCUCUCCCCUUCCUGCUCCCCUCCCGCCUUCCAUCUGGCGCCCAACACCUUCAACGUGGGCUGCCGGGAGAGCCAGCUGUGCAACCUGGGCCUGACCGAGUACCCGGCGUGCGCCCGCAGCAACAUGGCGGCGCUGCAGGGUUACGGCGGCCUGGCCGACGGCUCCUACGGGCGCCUGCAGGCGGCCGGGGGCGGCGUGGCCUCCGCCCAGCCCUCGGAGUCCUUCCUGCCGCAGAGGACUUCCUCCUUGAUCGCCGCCGGCAUGCAGGGCGGCGUGACUGGCGGCGGGGGCGGCAGCGGCGGCGGGGCGGCCGGGGCCAAGAUGGAUGCUUACGGCGCUCAGCUGGGCUCCUUCCCGGCCUCCCAGCUCCAGUAUGUCAUGCAGGCGGGGGGCGGCUCCGGCGCCGCUUCGUCGUCCGCCCCGUCGGGCUCGUCCCCCUCCUCGGCGCACAUGUUCAGCGGGGGCCACCACCACGUGCAGCAGGGCUCCUACAACGCCUUCUCCCUGCACAACCCCUACAACCUCUACGGAUACAACUUCCCCGCCUCCCCCCGCCUGGCCACCAGCCCCGACAAGCCCCAGGGGGGGCUGCUCUGCUCCCCCGCCCCCGCCGCCGCCUUCGGCGAGCGUCAGUACCUGUCUAACGGCAACAUGGACGCCGUGCACAUGAUCGGCAAUGGCGGCGGCGGCCAGCAAGGGGGGGGCGGCGCCUGUGAUGGCCGCCAGUAUGGCUCCGCCUCCCAGAUGUCCAUGCACAUGGUGUGAAGACGGGAGUCCAGAA